Messenger RNA from Sciurus carolinensis (gray squirrel), 2388 nucleotides. Its product is annotated as mesothelin-like protein. The coding region runs from base 1 to 2247 and encodes 748 amino acids. Gene Ontology annotation, biological process: cell-matrix adhesion. NCBI's taxonomy places the organism in Eukaryota, Metazoa, Chordata, Mammalia, Rodentia, Sciuridae. Gene Ontology annotation, cellular component: cell surface. The record is from RefSeq and is a predicted model, not a curated record. The transcript is spliced from 14 exons.
AUGCCUGUGAUCCCUGUCACUCUGGAGGCUGAGAAGAAGAAAGGAAAGAAAGGUAGUGAAAACGGAGCGAAGCUCAAUGGAACUGAAGAGACAAAAGCUGCUGCUGUGGAAAGACAUGCGAGUCCCAGCCGGGAAGAGGGAAGGAAGAGAAGGAAGGAGGCGCCCACUCGGAAGGAGGAGCAGCCGCGUCCUGCAGGGAGGCCUGGCGUGCCGCCCGGCGGCUGGGGAGGGGCACCCGCGCUGGCCCCCGUGCAGACCCUCCCAACAGCCGGCCCUGCUCCAGAGGACGGCUUCCCUGGCCCUGCCAGGGCUGCCCUUCCGAGCUGGGCCUGUGAGCAGUGUGGACCCAGGGGUUCCGAAUCCCUCGGUGCGUGUGCUCGGGGGUCCUUGCGUCGGCCGUUUCUUCCGCCUGAUGUUUCCCACAAUGGGCUCAGUUCUCUGUUAAGCUGCUUGGCCAACCUGGCCACGGGGCUCGGCCUCCAGGACGACUUCAGGCUCCACCCGCCCGACCUCCUGCUCUUCUACAACCUGAGCCAGGUGAGGGAAGCUGACUGCCGAGCCUUCACCCACCGCGCUGCCCAGGGGGACACCGAGUUGCUGGCCAACCUGCCUGACCAGAGGGUGGCCCUGCGACACACAGCCCUGGCCUGCCUGGGGACGCCCCACCUGCAGCUCAGUGCCUCGGACCUGGGGCUCCUCGGGACCCUGGUGUGUGACAUGGACGCGUCCAGCAUCGUGACCGCAGACCCCCGGGUGCUGCAGAACCUGCUACGAUGUCCCCGGCUGACUGCUGCCCAGAGGGUGGCCCUCAACACCCUGCUGGCCAGUGGGAGGACCCAGCUUGGGCCUCCCGGCUCCUGGAACCUGAAGGGGCUGCAGGCCCUGGGAUCCCUGGCCACCCACAUCAGCCCCCGCCUGUGGGCACAGGUGCCCGAGGCUGUGGGCCUGGACUUCUUCCUCAGCGUGGUGGCUGCCUGCCGGGCAGGACGGCUCAGCCAGCGUGACGCCCGCCACUUCGUGACCAACUUCCUGGACUCCAAGGCGACCGCGGCAUCGUUGAGGCCCAAGCGGGGUGCAGCACUUCCUGCCGGGCGGCCCUGUGUCCACGGCGACAUCACGGCGGCCACGCUGCGUGACAACCUGUUCCUGGUGCGCUACGACUGCUCCCAGCUGCAGUCCUGCCUGGCAGACCCUGUGCUCAGGGCCAACCUGGACCCCCUGAUGCAGCACCCGCUGCCUGCCGAGUGCCAGCGCGUCAUCAAGGCCAAGCUGGCCCAGGUCUACCCACACGGCAUCCCCGAGGACCAGCUGCGACUCAUCACCUCUCUGGUCUACCUCUACUCUCGCACCGAGAUAGGCCAGUGGAACAUCACGUCCAGGGACACGGUGGUGGCCCUGCUGGCCUCGGACGUGGCUCUGGAGAACCAGACGGAGGCAGUCCUGCAGAAGUUCCUGGACCACAACGGAACCGUCACUAGUGCCCUGCUGGUGGCCAUGGGGGGCUCCCGCCUCUGCUGGAUGAGCCCCCAGCAGAUCCGGACCAUCCAGCCCUCAGAAUUACGGCUGGCCGGGGUCCUGGACGUCUCCUCCUGCCCUCAGAGCCAGAAGGACGCGCUCUUCGCCAAGGCUCGCGAGGCCUUCCGCAACACCAAGUCCACGGCCGACUACUACCGCUCCAUGCGCCCCUACCUGGGCGGUGCCCCCGUGGAGGAGCUGCAACACCUGGCCCAGGCCAACGUCUCCAUGGACAUUGACACCUUCACCAACCUCAAUCCCAGGGUGCUGCAGAGCCUGAGCGUCAGCAGCGUGACCACCCUGCUGGGCCGGAACGUGGGGGACCUGCAGAAGGCCCGCAGCCACCCCACCGUCAGCUCCUGGCUACGGAGCCUCAGCAGCUCCGCCCUGGGCCAGCUGGGCCUGGACACUGCCCGCCCCAGGCCCAGCCCUGCCCCUGUGGCCAGCAGGCCCCCCAGAAUCACCCGCCCGGCACUCCACCUGGCCCCCACCUCGGGCCUGCCCGAGAAUGACGUCGUGGCCCCCAGCUCAGGCAGCCUCCCAGUCCACCCGGGGUUUCUGCCACUCUCUGUGGCCCUGCCCUCUGGCCUCCUGUGGCUGCUGCUGCGUCGCACACCUCUGAGCCCAGUGGGGACUGCUCACGGGGCACCAGGGCCCUGGCCAGUGCAGACAGUGCUGCCCCAGGGUGACCAGGCCCACGGGCAUCACACGCAGGAAAGAGGGAGCUGCUAGGUGGAGCUGGACACCUGCCCAGGAGUGGCACAGACCCUGCCUCCCCGAAGGUCUGCAGGGCUGGACCCUCAUGCCUCAGCUCUCAGGAGUGGGGACCUGCCCAGUUACAAGCCCAGGCAGGGGGAUGAGGCCCAAGUCUCC